GAAAGGAAGGUUGCCGCCAGCAAUCGGGAGGAGAGUGGGACGCCUGAAUCGACGGCGGAAAGACAGGACGAGGACGAGGAUGAGCCUGGAGAAGAGGAGGAGGAGGAUGACCCAGCCGAACAAUUGGAGGAGAUUAAAGAGAGUCUCGCGGAGCACAAGGGUCGACUCACUAAUGAUAUUCUUUGCAAGUACGCCUAAAGGCUUGAGCUAUGGUUCUUAG
Messenger RNA from Dibothriocephalus latus, 220 nucleotides. The record is from the annotation of a GenBank genome assembly. Lineage: Eukaryota; Metazoa; Platyhelminthes; Cestoda; Diphyllobothriidea; Diphyllobothriidae.